ACUAUUCCCGCCACUUCGGGCAUCACUCACCUUGGAAUUGCGCCGCCUUUGUGAAAUUCACCAAUAAUUAAUUUUUGGCAAAAAAUCAGUUUUGUUUAAAGCUUAUAAUGGCACCGAUUGCAAGUCUUAGCACAGGCGUCAUUGCGCGCAUUAUGAAUGGCGAGGAUGUGUCGCAGCCGGUGCUGCAAAUUUUGGGCAUCAAGCGAAUUAAUACCAAUUCGGAUCAGGAACGUUAUCGGCUGCUUAUGUCUGAUGGCAAAUAUUACAAUAGCUAUGCCAUGUUAGCAAGCCAAUUGAAUGAAAUGCAGAACAGGGGACUGCUCAAUGAGAACACCAUUGUGCGUCUGGAUAAAUACAUGACCUCCAUGGUGGGCAAAGAAGGCUCCGGGAAACGUGUGCUCAUUGUUACCGAGCUGACUGUGCUUAACUCGGGCGAUGAAGUAAAAUCCAAAAUAGGUGACCCUGUUACCUACGAGAAUGCGGCCAAACAGGACACCGCUCCAAAGCCAGCUGCCGUUGCGGCAAGUGUGCCAGUGAAAAAGGAACAGUCAUACAACAACAACAACAAUAAUAAUAACCACACAAUGAAUAGCACGUUGAACGGAACACUGAACUCCAGCCUCACACAUCCCAUUUCCAGUCUGAGUCCGUAUCAGAACAAAUGGGUUAUCAAGGCACGCGUUACUUCGAAGACGGCCAUACGGACCUGGAGUAAUGCGCGCGGCGAGGGCAAACUUUUUAGCAUGGAUUUAAUGGACGAAUCCGGCGAAAUUCGUGCCACUGCCUUUAAAGAGCAGUGUGAUAAGUUCUAUGAUCUUAUCGAGGUGGACAAUGUCUAUUUCUUUUCCAAGUGCCAGCUUAAGCCGGCCAACAAGCAGUAUUCACAGCUGAAAAAUGACUACGAGAUGACUUUCACCAACGAGACAAUGGUGCAGCCAUGCGAUGAUGAGGACAAUGGCGGCAUACCCGAAAUUAAGUUCGAUCUGGUGCCCAUUUCGCAAGUGGCAAACAUGGAAAACAAGGAGGCCGUUGAUACAAUUGGCAUUUGCAAGGACGUGGGCGAACUGCAGACCUUUACUUCGCGUACGACCAAUAAGGAGUUUAAAAAACGCGAACUUACUUUGGUGGACAUGAGCAAUGCUGCUGUCACUCUUACGCUAUGGGGCGAUGAAGCCGUCAAUUUCGAUGGACAUGUGCAGCCAGUCAUCCUGGUCAAGGGUUCGCGCAUCAAUGAAUUCAAUGGCGGCAAAAGUCUCAGCAUGGGCGGUGGCUCCAUUCUUAAAAUUAAUCCGGAUAUACCGGAGGCGCAUAAGCUGCGCGGCUGGUUUGACAACGGUGGCGGUGAUAAUAUAAGCAAUAUGGUCUCCGCUCGCACUGGCGGUGGAAGCUUCAGUACUGACUGGGUAACGCUCAAGGAUGCUCGCCUGCGCAAUCUUGGGUCAGGUGACAAACCGGACUACUUCCAAUGCAAGGCAGUUGUGCACAUUGUUAAACAGGAGAAUGCCUUCUACAAGGCGUGCCCGCAAGCGGAUUGCAACAAAAAGGUUGUCGAUGAGGGCAAUGGCCAGUACCGCUGCGAGCGCUGCAAUGCAGCAUUUCCCAACUUCAAGUAUCGCUUGCUGAUUAAUAUGAGCAUUGGCGAUUGGACAUCGAACCGCUGGGUGACCUGUUUCAGCGAGACGGGCGAACAGCUGCUCAAGCACAACGCUCAGGAAGUUGGUGAGGCUUUGGAGAACGAUCCAGCUGCCGCUGAGAAAAUGUUUGCCGACAUUAAUUUCUCAUCAUACAUUUUCAAAUUGCGCUGCAAAAAUGAAAUGUACGGCGACAUGACGCGCAACAAGCUAACUGUUCAAUCGAUGAGCCCCAUCAAUUACAAGGAAUACAACAAGCAUCUAAUCAAAGAGCUCAAGGAAAUGACAGGCAUUGGACCUGCCCAUUAGAUCCUUCCCACGUGCUGCGCACAUACCCAAACAUUAGCGAUAAGUUGAUUAAUUAAGCUUAAUUAUUAUACAUACCGAAUAUGAUUGGAA
Messenger RNA from Drosophila novamexicana, 2030 nucleotides. It is a transcript of the gene RpA-70, whose product is annotated as replication protein A 70 kDa DNA-binding subunit. The transcript is spliced from 4 exons. Lineage: Eukaryota; Metazoa; Arthropoda; Insecta; Diptera; Drosophilidae. The coding region runs from base 108 to 1940 and encodes 610 amino acids. Gene Ontology annotation, biological process: DNA replication; DNA repair; DNA recombination. Gene Ontology annotation, molecular function: DNA binding. The record is from RefSeq and is a predicted model, not a curated record. Gene Ontology annotation, cellular component: nucleus.